CAAAAUUCUCAGAGCUUUAGGGCGGCGUGAAAUCAGUCUUCAUUUUAUUUGAGUUGUGAUCACAUCGUAGGCGCAAUGAAAUUCCUAAUAGUAAUUUUAUUUUUUGGAAUAGCCUGGCAAUAUACCUUGGGAGCGCCUAGGCCCGAAUUCCCGCCAACAUCAGAUCCCGAAAAGGAAGAGCAAGUUCAAUUGGACAAUGUUUUGGGUCUUAAUCUACCAGAAGAAAACAUAAAAAAGAUCGAACAGAAUCCAGAUCUUAACGACAAUGCUUCUUUAAGGACAAACGAGGAGUCUUUCGAUAAAGAGAAUGAUGAGAUGUUUGACAAUAAAGAACAGCCUAAGCCCCUAUCUUCGCCACUCUCAGAUUCCGAGAGAGAGGAGUACGUUCAAUGGGAUAAUUAUAUGAGACCUACUCUAUCAAAGGAAACUAUCAAUGCGAUCAUGCAGAAUGUACAUAAGAUGCAAGAGAUGAAUAAGCUGAAGGAAAUUCAAGUAACAAUACCCCAAUUUACUGAACAAAAAUCCGAACUAACUCCACGGUUUUGGGGACUUUUGGUCAAAUUCUUAAUUGGAGCAAUAUGUUUGCUUUAUUGGGCUAUGAGAAAUUCAAAAUAGUAAAUGAAAUCGUGUGGCCCAAAUACAAUUUUUUUUUUGACAA
Drosophila biarmipes is the source of this 658-nucleotide messenger RNA. RefSeq lists its product as uncharacterized. The transcript has 3 exons. The record is from RefSeq and is a predicted model, not a curated record. NCBI's taxonomy places the organism in Eukaryota, Metazoa, Arthropoda, Insecta, Diptera, Drosophilidae. Bases 76 to 615 code for a protein of 179 amino acids.